AUGUCUUUACCCAAGGGUUAUAAAUGGCGUUCGUCUAAUUGGUUCAUCCUCUUGACUAUCGCAAUUGCGUUGUUCGCCGGUUUGUUUAUCCGACCUGUUGUUGUCACAUUCAAGGAAAUAUUAAUAUUGAAUAGAAAAUUUUCUGUAUGGAUUCCUAGUCCCAAUCUUGGGCUAUAUGCUUCGGGAGCGUCUCCAUAUAGACCCUCUCAAACUCAGAUGUUCACAUCUGCCGUGCUUGCCCUCCACGGCGCGCUUGCUAUGCUUUCUAGCCCUAUAAUUGGCCAUUUUGCCGAUAAGAGCCCAAACCGCAAAUCUUGGUUGUUAUCUUCUCUUAUAUUGUGCAUCAUCGGCACUUGCCUGGUUGCUGUCGCUCAUUCAGUCGGAAUUUUAAUCAUAGGCCGCGCAAUGCAAGGAGUUGCGGGCUCCGCCGUGUGGAUCAUUGGCUUUUCAACAGUCGCAAGCAUCUUUGAGGAGAACGAGCGAGGUUUUGGGCUGGGCAUGAUGACAUCAUUGGCUAACACGGGGACAAUUAUUGGACCUGCUGUAUCUGGUUUACUUCUAGAGGCUGCAGCACGUGUAAUCAUGAUCGAACUUGUGGAUACAAAUGCUCCUUUAUCUCUGGAUGACAAUUCACGGAGAACAGGUUCAGUUUCUACACGUGGGAGCGAACGAAAAUUCAGUAACGAUAAGGGUUUCUGGAGAAUAAUGCUAACUGAUGGUCGUGCUCUUACCUGUCUGCUAAUUACCAUCACCAUUCAAGAAAUAUAUGGAUGGGGCCCGACUAUUGCUGGUCUUCUUUUCAUCGGUCUUGUCGUUCCGGGUCUUCUCAUUGGUCCAUUGCCGGCUGGGCCCGUGACAGGCUUGGAGCCCGAAAUCCCGCUGUUCUGCCGGAAAAGCACUCCAGAAGCAGAACCCGACGCCUUUGGAUCUCAAGGCAGUUUAUCGCGUGUAUUUUCCAUGCUUGACGCUGGUGCUACUCUGGGGAUGAUGAUUGGCCCUAUUAUAGGUGGUUCAUUGAGGACGUUGAUUGGAUACACAUAUAUGAACUGGAUCUGGAGUCUUUCUUAUCUCAUCAUCGCCGUUCUUGCUCUGACAUUUCUUGAGCCUAAAGAGACAUACGAACCACUUGAGUCUGACGAAGAAAUUAGUAAAAGCACACAUGUGCUUGAACAAGAGGUGAAAUAA
Botrytis fragariae is the source of this 1185-nucleotide messenger RNA. RefSeq names its product putative mfs transporter protein. Lineage: Eukaryota; Fungi; Ascomycota; Leotiomycetes; Helotiales; Sclerotiniaceae. Gene Ontology annotation, molecular function: transmembrane transporter activity. The coding region runs from base 1 to 1185 and encodes 394 amino acids. The transcript has 5 exons. Gene Ontology annotation, biological process: transmembrane transport. The record is from RefSeq and is a predicted model, not a curated record.